Molecule: messenger RNA, 927 nt
Organism: Marasmius oreades (fairy-ring Marasmius)
Lineage: Eukaryota; Fungi; Basidiomycota; Agaricomycetes; Agaricales; Marasmiaceae
Exons: 1
Coding region: 1-927 (308 amino acids)
Molecular function (GO): catalytic activity
Source: RefSeq, a predicted model, not a curated record
AUGGCUUCAACCGACGAAAUACUUAUCGCUCGUCACACACAUUUCACAGCGACAAUGCACAAAUACCCGAGCACCCCAGGACAAGUAUUGAUUUCCCUUUCUAGCUCCGAAAAGGGGCCCAUUACCUCUCUACCCGAACCAACUUUCCUUGAUCUCUUCAACUUCUCCCGAAAAGUCGCCACUGCCCUAUCAUCCGCACUGGACAUCGGACGAUGUGCUCUCGCCUGUGACGACACCUCGAUCCAUUUGAUUCCUCUCCACGGGCUCAGUCGGGGUGGGGAUUGGAAACCGAUCUUGCACGAACAGGAAGAGUUUCAUUCUACGUAUCCUGGUUUCCUAACCUCCAAAUCCGGACCGAAACGGUCUAGCGACGAGUUGAACCCGAUACGCGAUCGAGUUACGGCUAUUACUGGAGUUAACCCUCCUUACAACCACCAUUUCGUCGGGGAUCCAUCGGAUACUAACCUUUUCGCCCGAAUCGUUCGCGGUGAGACCGAACAGUGGAGGGUGUAUGAAGACGAUAAACACGUUGGGUUUCUUACUCCGUUCCCAAAUACUCCUGGAUACACGGUGCUUGUACCCCGUGCGCAUUUGAGUUCUGAUAUUUUCUCGUUGGAGGAAGAGACGGAGUAUCGUGAUUUGUUGAGGGCUAUGUGGAAGUUGGCUGCAGGUAUGAGAAAGGCGUUUGGGGUGCGGAGGGUUGGGGUGUUUUUUGAGGGGUUUGAGAUUGAUUAUACGCAUGUGAAGUUAAUACCUGUUCAUCAGGCGGAGGGUGGGGAGCAGGAGCAGGAGGGAUCGACAGGUCCGUAUUAUGAUGUAUAUCCGGGAUAUAUUACUACGGAACGUGGACCGCUGGAAGGGGAGGUAGAGAAACUCGAGAGGGUGGCUUCGGCGGUUCGUCUCGCUCUGGCAAGGUCCGUGGUAUAA